GCCACCGUCACUACUCACGGCCCUCUAUUUAACAGUCACCCUGGCCUCAACGUCCUUCUCCAGUGCUUUUCCCUCUCUUCUUUCCUCCCUCGGUCUUGAUCUCUCACGCUCACGCAUCAAUUCUCCACCCAAAUAUCGCGAUGGAUGCAACGCCACUCGGCAAGAAGGCCCCGCCGGCCACCGCCGAAGGCGCGCUCCCGUCGGCCGCGCAGCAGGCGGUGGAGCGGCCGUCGCCCGACGACGCGGCGGCCUUCGUGAGGACGAGCAGCGGCGGCGAGGACGACGACGAGCAGGUGGAGAGGUUUUACGCUCUGCUGGAAAACAUCCGCGCCAUGAGGGGCAUGCUCGGCGCCGGCGGUGGCACGGGCGCGGCCACGGCGGCGGGGAGGAAGCGGGCGCGGGAGGCCGAGCCGCCGUGGCGGCCGGCGUUCAGGAUGGAGGACUUCGAGCUCGAUGAGGUCCAGUCCGACGCCCCGUGCUGCGACGUGAAGGGGACCGAGAGGGAGAGCAGCUGCGGCGCGAGGCGGCCGCCGGCGGCGCCAGGGAGGGAGACGACGGACGAGGAGGAGGAGGAGGAGGAGGAGGGGGCGAGGUGGUCGUCAUGGAGGCGAAAUGUCCCCGGCGAGCGCAGCGCAAGGCGCGUCGCGCGGUUGUGCUCGCAGUUGACAGGCUAGGCAGUAGAUAGUCAGUUGCACGGAUUAUUGCACGUUUAUGAUGUUAAUUGCCUUUUAGGGAACAUGUAUCAUGUGCUCGCUUUAACUCUGCCAUGUAUGAUAAUUAUUAUAAAGAUUUAAGAGUCAGGUACGUGCACA
Molecule: messenger RNA, 812 nt
Organism: Panicum hallii
Lineage: Eukaryota; Viridiplantae; Streptophyta; Magnoliopsida; Poales; Poaceae
Product: NRR repressor homolog 1-like
Exons: 1
Coding region: 141-674 (177 amino acids)
Biological process (GO): regulation of systemic acquired resistance
Source: RefSeq, a predicted model, not a curated record